Messenger RNA from Wyeomyia smithii (pitcher-plant mosquito), 4002 nucleotides. RefSeq names its product lachesin (gene DIP-kappa). NCBI's taxonomy places the organism in Eukaryota, Metazoa, Arthropoda, Insecta, Diptera, Culicidae. Gene Ontology annotation, cellular component: neuron projection. The transcript has 12 exons. Bases 2155 to 3474 code for a protein of 439 amino acids. The record is from RefSeq and is a predicted model, not a curated record.
UCUUAUAGCGCCUUCGAUCGGGACGAAUGUUGGUUUAUUUUCCUGCGAGAAAGGUUGUUUCCAGUAAAAGUCGGUCGGUUCGGUUUCGUGGUCGCGGUUUGUGGAAAGCGCUGAAGAAGGUUGAAACGACAGUUGCUCCGGUUGUGCUUUCCCCGAUUGGGCUAAUACCGAGAGUGGGGUGUGUUGACGAAAGUAACCGGAAUUGAUAGAAACUGUCACGGGGAAAACUUUAUUCGCCAGUUGUUUGUAGUUUUGCUUGAUCAGCUUCUGAAUGGGAAAAUUGCAGUGGAAUUGAACUCUUGGCUUUGGCAUUGUAAAUUAUUCAUUUCAGGUGUGAUUCUGCGGGAUUCCGGGGACCAGACAAACGAAUGAAAGAAACAAAGUGGUGACCAGUCGCCAGAUCAGUAAGUUGUGAAAGCUACCGGACAGAUUGCUGUCAGUCGGUGUCAUUUCGCGGUGGUCUCUCACUCGCAGCCAGUCAUUCUGAGGUGGUUUUAGGAUGUCCGUUUUGAAUAUCCUAGAAGAUUGGCACUGUCCGUGUGGGUUGAAUAAUUAAUUCGUUAAUGAAAACACAAUCUGAUUAAAGAGACACGUCGAGUAGUGUGAACUGAAGAACAACAGUGAAGAAAGUGCUGAAGGCAGCAUUAGUGGUGUGAUUAUCCGCUCGAUCAAGAGCCGUGAGGUACACAACGAUGACAAUGAUGAUGAGCAGAACAGCAUCGCAUUAUAGUCGUGGGAGUUAUUAAUUUGCUUAUCGCGCCAGUCAUGCCGUGAAAUACGAUUCCGGGAGAUAUUCCACUGUAGAAAGGUCAUCCCCGAACCAAAAGCGCUGCAGGGAUAUAAGUGGACGACUGCAGCAGGAAAUUGGCCGUGAUUUAUGAGCUGAGUGAACAUGAUUCAGUGCAGUUUAAGGGGAGAGUUAUUGCAACUAGUUGUGUCUGAAUAGGUCUGAAUGUGUCUGUGGGGGUAGCAGAAAUAUAGUGUAUGCAUGGCAGUGAAAACUGUGCGGGAAAGUUUCGUUUCGAGUGUGUCCUGCCUGUUCCGGGUGGUAUUUCCGAGGAAUGCGGAACACAUCUAAAGCGUGAAAUCGGAUCGAAUAGCUGCCAGAUAGAAGAAGGAAGACAGCUGCGGUAUCAGCAGCGGCUUAUUGAGUCUUUGUGUGGCCAGCCAAUCACAGCUGAUGGUUUAAAGCUACGAGUCCGAGUCUGAUGAUCGAGUGCAGCUCUAGGGUUUCGAUUCUCGCGAAGUAAGCACUUUACGGUUCAGUUUGUACACGGCCGGUGGCGAAGGCAACGAGACGGGGAAAAGAUAACAUAUUGCAUCCGUCGCCAUUGUUAUCCUUAAUCCCCUGGAGUGCAGCCGGGACGACGGACUUAACAAAAAAAAAAAAACGCAGCAGCAUACCAUCCCGCAUGGACACACAAACUCGGCACCGAACCAGCAGCCGCCGACCGGGAAAAUUAUUCAUUCCUGGGCAACAGCGAGAACAUCCGGCUGACGGCACUUGGUCACAACGGCAGCAAGCUUUCCGCUGAACCAAUUGGAGAAAAAAGGACUGCCGAAAUAAAAAAGACUGAAAUAAAAAAGUCAUGCAAAAAUAAUGCAGCUCUCUAUGCCCUAGAACUAGCGCUAGUCCUGUACCGUGAUCUCGUAGUUCGUCACAGCAGGAGCCCGCGCUGUAUGGACGAAGGAAAACAAAAACAUAUCAAGCGGGUGAGUAAAAAGCCAAGCGGAGUUUUUCGUCGAGCAGCUCGGAAAAUUAUGAAAAGUGGAGUGUUGAAUAAAUAGGAGAAAAAAAUUACUGCACUAUCCGGCAGGUGACAGGUUGCCUGGACGGUCGGUGUAGAGAGCAAUUCCGGAAGAGGAUGUUGCAGAACCUUACCGGCCGAGUCGUGGUGCUACGCUUACCAAAGCAUUCCGGUGUGGGGCAUCUGCUGUCCGCUGCGCUCUACUGCUGCUGGUGGGAAAGGAAAACAUCCAUUGUUUGUUAGUGUUUCUGGUGAUUUUACCGACAGUGAACCGCACUAGGGUGGGAGUUCUGGUGGUGCAAAAGUGAAAAAAUACUUCCCGGUCGAGGAAUAUCCACAGCAUCCUUCAAUCGCCGGCUCGGUUGGGAAGCUGCCUGCUCUUUCGUCGUCUUGUCGGAGCGGAGCUAUGAGCGGUCAGCGGGAACGAAGCUGCGGCUGCUGCUGCCGGUGGAGUCCGAGGAACAUGGGGAUUAUUAAAAUAACAUUUCUACUGGCUUGUUCGGUGCUGGGAUUAGCGAAAGGCAAACAAACACGCGCUCACGAAAGCCCGCCCGACUUCAACAACGAGGCAAACUUCCCCCGGUUUGCGGAGCCGAUCCCCAACAUCACGGUCACUAUCGGCCGGGACGCACUGCUCGCGUGUGUGGUGGAAAAUCUCAAAGGAUACAAGGUCGCGUGGGUCCGAGUGGACACGCAAACGAUACUAUCCAUCCAUCACAACGUAAUUACGCAAAAUCCCCGCAUCAGUCUGACCUACAACGACCACCGGUCCUGGUAUCUGCACAUCCGGGAGGUGGAGGAAAACGACCGGGGCUGGUACAUGUGCCAGGUCAACACCGACCCGAUGCGGUCACGGAAGGGCUACCUGCAAGUCGUCGUGCCACCCGCAAUCGUGGAAUCGCUGACGAGCAACGACAUGGUAGUUCGAGAGGGCACCAACGUGACGCUGACGUGCAAAGCGAAGGGUUUCCCGGAGCCGUACGUGAUGUGGCGCCGCGAGGACGGUGAUGAGAUGGCCAUCGGUGGCGAAAACGUGAAUGUCGUCGAUGGAGAAGUGCUUCACAUUACCAAAGUCAGUCGGCUGCACAUGGCAGCUUAUCUGUGUGUGGCGUCGAAUGGUGUGCCGCCCUCCAUCAGCAAACGGGUACAGCUGAGGGUACAAUUCCCUCCAAUGCUGUCGAUCCCCAACCAGCUGGAAGGUGCCUACAUCGGUCAGGACGUCGUCCUCGAGUGCCACACUGAGGCCUACCCGGCUUCCAUCAACUACUGGACGACGGAGCGGGGUGACAUGAUCAUUUCCGAUACCUCCCGCACUGGGGACAAGUUCGAAACGAUGUCCCGCAACACCGGCUACACCAAGUUCAUGCAGCUGAAGAUCCGCAGCGUCGGCCCGGCAGACUUCGGCUCGUAUCGAUGCGUGGCGAAAAACUCAUUAGGCGAAACGGACGGGUUAAUCAAACUGGACGAAAUACCAGCGCCAACGACAAUAUUGACAACCGAAUCACUUUAUAACAAUCGAUCAAAAGGGCGGAAAACAAACAAAAAGCUCGAUCCGCUGAUGGUCGGCGAUUACGGCGUGGAGGAGUGGAAGGAGAACGGUGCCUCGAUACGACAUUCGCCGGGGGCAUUCCACAACGGCAGUGGUGCUGCGGGCCGAAGUCCGUACAGCCUGCUUCUCGGAAAUCUGGUUGCGUUAGUGGCGCUACUCGGCCGCAUCAACAGAUGAAACUGAGACAAUUGCCGACUUUCCAUAAAUCCUUCACCAGCACACUAAUCCAUAUGCAAACAAACAAACAAACACACACACGUUAGCGUUCGCAAACAAACAAACAAACAAAAAACACAAGCUAGAAAUGUUAGAAUUCGAAAGGCUAUCUUCCAUCGUCACAACGCAAAACGCAAGGCUAUAGAUAUCAUAAAACGGCAAACGAGGCAUAAACGAGAAGACACACACAUAUACACACACACACACACAUACACACAUAGCUUAUUUAUGUAGGUAAGUUGAAAGAUGACCCAUUAUUGUUUGUAUACAAGAAAUAUGUGAAAACAAGGGAAGAGUUUAGGAGAAUUUCUAUACAACGGAAAUCAGUAGAGCGACGUAAAAAGAAUAUAUGAGAUAUAAUGUAUUACUAACUCUAGUCAGAUGCUAGCGUAAAUCAAAUUAGAGAUUGUUUGUAGAGCUGUAAGAAAACUGCUAGGGUAAUACUGUAAGCUGUUUUGUAAAUAUACCAGGUAAACUAGUGUUACUGAA